Molecule: messenger RNA, 1860 nt
Organism: Fusarium pseudograminearum CS3096
Lineage: Eukaryota; Fungi; Ascomycota; Sordariomycetes; Hypocreales; Nectriaceae
Exons: 2
Coding region: 1-1860 (619 amino acids)
Biological process (GO): sucrose catabolic process
Molecular function (GO): sucrose alpha-glucosidase activity
Source: RefSeq, a predicted model, not a curated record
AUGAAAUUCUCCCUUCUCUUAACGGCCGGGUCUCUUGCCUGGGCCAGUCCUUCAACCCCCAAGCUGGACUACAACCAAGCUCCUCCCAACCUGUCAACCCUAGCCAACCUCACCAUCUACAACACAUGGCGUCCACGAGCUCACGUCUUACCACCCACUGGGCAGAUUGGAGAUCCUUGUAUGCACUACACCGAUCCCAAGACUGGACUCUUUCACGUUGGUUACCUACAUGAGGGUGCUGCUGGCGCCACAACGGAUGAUCUGGUUACCUACAAGGACCUCAACCCAGGCGGUGCACCUUUUAUCCGCGCUGGAGGUCUGAACGAUCCAAUUGCUGUUUUUGACGGAUCAGUCAUCCCCGUCGGUAUCAAUGGAACGCCCACGCUCUUCUACACCUCAGUCUCAUACCUCCCCAUCCACUGGACUAUCAACCACACCCGCGGCGCCGAGACUCAGUCCCUGGCUGUAUCUACAGAUGGAGGACGUAACUUCACAAAAGUUCGAGGCGGUCCCGCAAUUCCGGAUCAACCUUUUGCACUCAAUGUGACAGCUUUCCGUGAUCCCUUCGUUUUCAAGAACAAGGAGCUUGAUAACCUUUUGGACAGCGAACCAGACGUAUGGUACAGCGUGAUCUCUGGAGGAGUCCACCAAAAGGGCCCUAGCAUGUUCCUUUACCGUCAGUAUGACCCUGAGUUCCAGUACUGGGAGUACAUGGGCGAGUGGUGGCACGAAAAAGCCAACACGACCUGGGGCGAGGGUAUCUGGGCCGGACGCUACGGCUUCAACUUUGAGGUCGCCAACAUUUUCAGCGUCGACGAGGAGGGUUACAACUCUGAUGGCGAGACUUUUAUCACUUUUGGUGCCGAAUGGUCCGAGGCACCAGCACCUACUCAGGUCUCACAGUUCCGCGAGAUGCUCUGGGCUGCAGGAAACACCACCAUGGAGAAGGGCAAGGCCAAAUUCACCCCCACAAUGGUUGGCAAGAUGGACUGGGGACACUCUGCUUAUGCUGCUGCUGGCAAGUAUCUGCCCUCUGACUCAAAGGCAUCAAAGAAGAGCGGAGCACCAGACCGAAUCAUCAGCUACCUGUGGCUUACUGGAGACUACUACGGUGAUCUGAAGCUGUUCCCAACUGCACAGCAGAAUUGGACUGGAGCCCUCUUGCUUCCUCGUGAACUCACUGUCGGCAAGAUCAGCAACGUCGUCGAUAACGAGCUUUCUCGUGAGGAGGGCUCAUGGCGCGUUGAUAGAAAUGAGUCAGGUAUCCUGGAACUCGCUACCAUGAAGCAGGUUAUUGCUCGCGAGCCCAUGGCUGAGUUCACCAAGGUGAAGCCCAUCAUUGAACCAGGCCGAAACAUCAGCAAGUCGGGAUCAACUACGUUUGACAACAACCCCGACUCGAAGUUCUAUGUUCUCAAGGGAUCCAUCUCCUUCCCCAAGUCUGCCCGCGACUCUGACCUCAAGGCUGGUUUCCAGAUCCUAGCCUCUGAGAAGGAGUCUACGACUAUCUUCUACCAAUUCUCCAACGAGUCUAUCAUCAUUGACCGCAGUAACACCAGUGCUGCGGCUCUUUCAACCAGCGAUAUCGACUCUCGAAAUGAAGCUGGUCGACUUCGUCUGUUUGAUGUCGUUAUCGAUGACGAAGAGCAGAUUGAGACUUUGGAUCUUACAAUUGUUGUUGAUAAUGCUAUGGUCGAGGUCCAUGCUAACGAUCGAUUCGGCGUCGCCACCUGGGCUCGUUCCUGGUAUGCCUUUUCAACCGACAUUCGCUUCUUCCACAGUGGAAGUGGUGAUGUGACAUUCAGCAAUGUGACGAUUUAUGAGGGUCUUGCCAAUGCUUGGCCAGAAAGAAAACGAUAG